Lactuca virosa is the source of this 3120-nucleotide messenger RNA. NCBI's taxonomy places the organism in Eukaryota, Viridiplantae, Streptophyta, Magnoliopsida, Asterales, Asteraceae. The record is from the annotation of a GenBank genome assembly.
AUGCAUGGAGAUAAGUCUCUAAGGUUUCCUCAAAACUUUUAUGAAGGAAUGGAAAAACUUCAGGUUAUAUCAUACGAUAAAAUGAAGUAUCCAUUGCUUCCCUCAUCAUCUCAAUGCUCAACCAACCUCCGAGUGCUUCACCUCCAUGGAUGUUCAAUACAAAUGUUUGAUUUCUCUUGUAUCGGAAAUCUGUUAAACCUGGAAGUGCUCAGCUUUGCUGAUUCUUGCAUCCAAAUGUUACCUUCCACAAUCGGAAAUCUGAAGAAGUUAAGGGUACUUGAUCUGAGAGGUAGUGACGAUCUUCGUAUAGAACAGGGUAUCUUGAAAAACUUAGUCAAACUGGAAGAGCUGUAUAUGGGAUUUUAUGAUGAAUUUGGACAUCGAGGUAAGGGUAUAUACAACAUGACAGAUGAUAACUACAAUGAAAUAGCAGAACGUUCAAAAGGUCUUUCUGCAUUAGAAAUUGAGUUCUUUCGAAACAAUGCCCAACCAAAGAAUAUGUCGUUUGAAAAACUUGAGAAAUUCAAGAUCUCAGUGGGACGACGUUAUUUAUAUGGAGAUUACAUGAAGCACAUGUACGCUGUCCAAAACACAUUGAAGUUGGUUACUAAGAAAGGUGAAUUAUUGGACUCUAGACUGAACGAGUUGUUUGUGAAAACGGAGAUGCUUUGUUUAAGUGUUGAUGAUAUGAAUGAUCUUGGUGAUCUUGAUGUGAAGUCCUCACGUUUUCCUCAACCCUCCUCAUUCAAAAUUCUAAGAGUCCUUGUCGUUUCCAAGUGUGCUGAAUUGAGAUACCUUUUCACAAUUGGUGUAGCCAAAGAUUUGUCAAAUCUAGAGCAUCUUGAAGUUGAUUCAUGUGAUAAUAUGGAAGAACUCAUCUGUAGUGAGAAUGCUGGAAAAAAGACAAUUACAUUCUUAAAGCUGAAAGUUUUAUGUUUGUUUGGGCUACCAAAGCUAUCGGGUUUGUGCCAUAAUGUGAACAGAAUUGAGUUAUUACAACUCGUGGAGUUGAAACUUAGCAGAAUUGGAAAUGUCACAAGCAUUUAUCCCAAGAAUAAGCUGGAAACAUCCUGUUUUUUGAAGGCAGAGGUUCUAGUUCCUAAGUUGGAGAAAUUGUCUAUUAUUCAUAUGGAUAAUUUGAAGGAGAUAUGGCCUUGUGACUUUAGGACGAGUGAUGAAGUUAAUCUGAGAGAGAUUUAUGUGAAUAGUUGCGAUAAACUUAUGAAUUUGUUUCCGUGCAAUCCCAUGCCUCUGCUACAUCAUCUUCAAGAGCUUCAAGUCAAGUGGUGUGGUUCCAUUGAAGUCUUAUGCAACAUCGAUUUGGAUUGUGCUGGUGAAAUUGGAGAAGAAGGCAUCAAAACCAACUUGAGAAGCGUUGAAGUAGACUGUUUAGGGAAGCUAAGAGAGGUGUGGAGGAUAAAAGGUGAUCAAGUUAACUCUGGUGUCAACAUCUGUAGCUUUCAAGCUGUUGAAAAAAUAUUGGUUAAAGAAUGUAAGAGGUUCGGAAAUGUAUUCACACCUACCGGCGCCAAUUUUGAUCUGGGGGCACUUAUGGACAUUUCGAUCGAAGAUUGCGGAGGAGAAAGAGGGAUAUUCAAUGAAUCGGAAAAGAGUAGCCAAGAGGAAAAGCAAGAGAUUGGUAUUUCAUUCCUAUCGUGUCUCAUACACUCUUCCCAUAACCUCCACAAACUCAAAUUGAUGAAAUGUCAAGGAGUGGAUGUGGUGUUUGAGAUAGAUCGUCCAACAAGUAAAGAAUUGGUAACAACUCACCAUAAUCAACAAACAAUACUUCCCUACCUUGAGGAUCUAUAUCUUCGUUAUAUGAACAACAUGAGUCAUGUGUGGAAGUGCAACGGGAAUAAAUUCGUCACUCUUCCAAAAGAACAAUCAGAAUCCCCAUUCUACAACCUCUCAACCAUAUACAUGUAUGGGUGCAGAAGCAUUAAGUACUUGUUUUCACCACUCAUGGCAAAACUUCUUUCCAACCUAAAGAAAGUCCAUAUAGAGUUUUGUGAUGGUAUUGAAGAAGUUGUUUCAAACGGAGAUGAUAAGGACGAAGAAAUGACUAUAUUUACCAACACAAGCACCAUCUGUUUCCCUCAUCUUGAUUCUCUCCAUCUUAGUAGCUUAAAAACUCUCAAGCAUAUUGGUGGUGGUGGUGGUGCGAAAUUUCGAAACAAUGAAUUAUCUUUUGACAAUACCAUUAUAACUACCACCCUUGAUCAAUCUAAGCUGUCUUCUGAAGCAGUUGGAGUUUUUUGGAGCUUAUGCCAAUACUCUAGAGAGAUAGAAAUAUCACGGUGUAAUGCAUUGUCAAGUGUGAUUCCAUGUUAUGCAGCAGGACAAAGGCAAAAGCUUCGACUGCUGAAAAUAAAGUUUUGCAAUGGGAGGAAGGAGGUAUUUGAAACUCAAGAGACGAGCAGCAACAAAAGUGGUUGUGAUGAAGGUAAAGGUGGUACACCAACACCAGCAAUUCCAAGAAUAAAUGAUGCUAUUAUCCCUAAACUUCCAUACCUAAAGAUAUUGGAAAUCGUAAGUUGUGAGGGUUUGGAACAUAUAUUCACAUUCUCUGCACUUGAAAGCCUCAGACAUCUCAAAAAGUUAAAGAUAUGGAAUUGCAAGGCAAUGAAAGUGAUUGUGAAGAGGGAAGAAGAUGUAUCACCAUCAUCAUCAAAGAAGGUUGUGGUCUUUCCUCGUCUGAAAUCUAUUGUACUAAAAGCUCUACCAGAGCUGGUGGGUUUCUUCUUGGGGAUGAAUGAGUUCCGGUGGCCAUUAUUGGAUGAUGUUGUGAUCGAGAAAUGCCCACAAAUGAUAGUGUUUGCAUCUGGUGGGUCCACAGCUCCCAAACUCAAGUCUAUAAAAACAACCUUUGGUAUAUAUAGUGUUGAUCAACAUGGACUGAACUUUCAGACCACAUUCCCUCCUACUUCAGAAAGGACACCUUGGUCUUUUCAUAAGUUGAUUGAAUUAGAUGUGAAACAUAGUCAUGAUGUUAAAAAGAUUAUUCCAUCCAGUGAGUUGCUGCAACAGCAAAAGCUGGAAAAGAUUCGUGUGAGUGGUUGUAAGAUGGUAGAGGAGGUAUUUGAAGGCAUUGGAAGAAUCAAGGAGAAAUAUAAAUAG